Molecule: messenger RNA, 640 nt
Organism: Periconia digitata
Lineage: Eukaryota; Fungi; Ascomycota; Dothideomycetes; Pleosporales; Periconiaceae
Source: the annotation of a GenBank genome assembly
GUCAAAAUGGGUUGCGGAACAAGCAAGCCGUCCUCUCCACGCUCUACCGCCUCUAUCCCAACCCAAUGGCAAGACCCUUACAUCUCCCUCACCUCGCAAAAUCUCUGGCUAGUCCGCACAUCUAACAGCGCAAUCAGCCACUGGGAAAUCCUCCUCAUGCCCGACCACGCCACGGCAAAAGGCCACAUGUACGGCCUCUGGAAGAACAACGGCCCGGGCUCCAAAAACUCUUCUCGAAUCUCAUGCAAUUCCACUUCUACAGGGGUCCAAACAAAAACCACUACCACGGAUCUCUUCGUCUCGGAAACAGAAGUUGAUCGCGCGCGCAUGGACCGCGGAGCAUGGCAUUACUUCCGCGUCCCAGGCGCGGUCAGUACACGCAGCCGGCUCAGCAAAGCGUGUUUUUGUCAUAGAGGUGCUCAGGGUGCUGAAUCAGUGGGAUGCGGCUAUGGUGCCGCUCGGGGCCAUCGAGCAGGUGAGGAAGAAGGGGAUGGUGUCGGUGCGGAGAGCGACGGUUGUGCCUGGGCGGGCGAGCUUAAAAGUUCCGGCGAGGGGGAGGUUUACGUCGGAGAUGAGUCAGGGAUCUUCGAGGGGAUGGGGGAGUGGGAGGGGGCGUGCGUCUGAUCGGUCGUCUAUGCCU